Pleurotus ostreatus (oyster mushroom) is the source of this 1893-nucleotide messenger RNA. RefSeq lists its product as uncharacterized. The transcript is spliced from 7 exons. Bases 1 to 1893 code for a protein of 630 amino acids. The record is from RefSeq and is a predicted model, not a curated record. NCBI's taxonomy places the organism in Eukaryota, Fungi, Basidiomycota, Agaricomycetes, Agaricales, Pleurotaceae.
AUGGCUGCCCGGAAUCCACUCUCCAAAUUCGAACAGGUAGCGCCCGAAAUCAUUGAGCACAUCGCGCUCUACGCCGUGGCGUCAAAACCGCUCGGGCCCCCUUCAGAACUGGGCAUUCUUUGUCUUGUAUCUCGCAGGCUGUACAGCGUGCUCAGAUUCAAGAAUAACGCGCAUAUAUAUGCGUCUACGUUCAAUAUCAAGUUCGACCGCUCUGCUCUACUUCGCCGUUUUUCGGAACGAUGGCGUACGACACGUUGCCUUACUUCCGAGCUCAAGAAGCGCUUCAUAGCGUUAAAGCGGAUCCGCAGUAGGCAAUACAAUCGCGAUGAUCUUUGGACCGCGUACUUGAUGAUGCUGGAAAACGAUGGAAAGAAUGGGGGUCAGCUUGUAAUAUGGGCGGGUGUAGAGGAAUUCCUACAGGGAGCGCUAGCUUCACGGAUCACUUGGCAACCAGACGCACCAUCCAUGUGGUAUACGGAGAUGGAGGGAACAUCCCUAAUUGCAUGGUUAUUGUGGCUGACUGCCAGUCGAGAUGGAGUGAGGAGGGAAGGACUGUCGAUGCAGUUAACCAUCGGUAACAUAUUGCGCCCAUUCAUCGUGGGUGGCUAUAAAGUACGCCACCCUGCCAUAUUUGCGCCCGAUUCGCGCUUUCACCUCCCCCUUUGUCCACAUUCAGUUUUCCCUUCCGACUUUCGCAACGCGCCAUCACCUCUAACGAGGAAGAUCACGCAUUACGGUCACGAUCUUGAGCUUGCUGUGCCGAUGAUAACGACUGCAGCGACACUUGGAACGGUUCUGCGCAAUGAAAUACGUCAAGAUUCGCAGGAUUUGCCUGAUGAUGUGAGUUCAUUACCCCGCAAUCGAGAAGAAGCGAACACGAUGGGUCACAGAGGCGCAACCCUCGAAGAUGUCUUGGAAUUCCACAACGAAAAUCGGAUCCGUGUGCCAGAGAGACUGCCUUCCCUUUCGGAUGUACAGCAGUAUUUCGCUGAAGACGAGGAAGAUGAAGAGGAGGGAACUAGUCAGCAACACGACGAAGAUUGGAGUAGACUUGCAGCAUGCUACGAUCCCUGGUUGGAGGAUCCGCCAUUAAGGGGCCUUGUGUAUUCCCCAGGUGCUAUAUGUGGCUCUUGGGCCGGUAGGAUUCUGCAACCUGGCUUCAGCUCGUACCUCGAUCUCCUCAACGACUCUUCACGCAGCACACUCCAUGUUCCCAUAUAUCAACAGCCAAUGUACUUACAUCUUCAGGAACAUCACUGCCUUCAUCCUAACGACCCUCUACCAAUAUCAAUCGAUGACACGAGCUUCGAUGAUAUUCUACACGCGUGGUUACCGCGAGGACUUGACCUCAGACGCUUGGAGGAUCACAUAGAAGUGUACAACCCAGCAUCAGAAAGCUACAUCCGAUACGAGACAUACGAACCCCAUGGUCAGGCGCACUAUUCCCAGACGACAUCCGAGAGUUUGGUACAGGGCUGUCGCACCAAUAACGACCGCGUUGGUGCAGCUAUAUUGGACCGCGGGACGAAUACGGCUGCUCUAGCCGAUUCCCUGGAAUCCUCUCAUGUUGACAAUGACCAGGAAUAUGAAGAUACGGUCUCGCACCGAUGCAGUGGAAUCGCUGACAUCCUGAUCACGGGCGAGACUGGGGAACGCCACGGGGCUGCCUGGGGACAUUACUCCAUUGUUGGACGAGUCAGGCCUUGGGACGGUUUAGUCGUGUUGCUCCGUACGCCUGUCGACUCGACACAAGCUCAUUCUGGCCAAUGGGUGUUCAAAGGAUACAUACACGACCAGAACCUUGUUGGUCGUUGGCGGGAAACUUCCACACGGGUAGAUCGAAUUGGAUAUGAAGGCUCCUUCGUGCUGGCCAAAACCCAGGAAUCGCAAUGA